Gossypium raimondii (Peruvian cotton) is the source of this 589-nucleotide messenger RNA. RefSeq lists its product as uncharacterized. Bases 74 to 589 code for a protein of 171 amino acids. NCBI's taxonomy places the organism in Eukaryota, Viridiplantae, Streptophyta, Magnoliopsida, Malvales, Malvaceae. The transcript has 2 exons. The record is from RefSeq and is a predicted model, not a curated record.
AGGAACUAUCGUCCGGUCAAAAAGUUGGACGCCUUCAACUUUUUGAAAUCAUAGGAAGAAAGAUGGAUCUCCCAUGACUCCUGAAGCUGGUGAAAUAAUGGAAAAACUAAAGGAUAAAAAGGUGGAGUACGAAGCGAUUGCUUCUAGUGAUAGUUCUGUUCAUCUUGAAGGCAUUGAUAACCGAAUUAUUACUGAAGUUUUGGGUCCUGAAAGGUAUGGUCGGGUUCGAUUUCAAGGAUCUUUCGUUAGCCCAACCCAAUAUUUUGGAUCCAGCUCGCAGCAAUACAUGGCUUUGGGGAGUCAGGCUCAAGCUGAAGUUCAGAGGUUAAAAGACCAGAUGACUCAGAUGCAAGCGACCACAGCUGAGGUUCAAAGGAAAUAUGAAGAACUCCAGCUACAACUUAAAGCAGACGCGGCAGCGAGGGAAGUAGAGGUUCAAAAGAAAUAUGAAGAACUCCAGCUACGACUUAAAGCUGAUGCGGCAUCGAGAGAAGCAGAGCAGAGCAGAAAGUACGACGAACUCCAGCAGCAGCUUCAGAGUCUGAUGAUGUUUCAGUCGCAACUUCCGUCGUCACAGUGUAUUGCAUAA